Pan troglodytes (chimpanzee) is the source of this 3526-nucleotide messenger RNA. RefSeq names its product neuroblastoma breakpoint family member 26. The transcript has 17 exons. NCBI's taxonomy places the organism in Eukaryota, Metazoa, Chordata, Mammalia, Primates, Hominidae. The record is from RefSeq and is a predicted model, not a curated record. Bases 1272 to 3113 code for a protein of 613 amino acids.
CUGUCUCAAAAAAAAAAAAGGCAUCUCACUUUAAUAGUAAGAGGCCAGUAUAUGAUGCUGGCAGCAUGUUGUGAGGAAAUGUAUUAGAUGAAAGAAGUUAAAUUCCAGUUCUCCUUUUUUCAGAAAUGAGGUAUAGGGGAGAGAAACACGUACUUGGAAAGAAUUGACCCAGCUGAAUUGGAAAAUGUGGGAAGGGGAUGGGGAAGAGGCUGCUCCACCUGAGAUCUGGCUCCAGGACUUACAGCAAGGGGAACUUGGGCAAGUUACAGCCUCUCUAUGCCUCAGUUUCUUUAUCAGCAAAACAGAAUCAUCCCAUAAACUAUAAGGUCGAUGGUAUCAGCGGGUCCCCAAACUGACUGCACAUCUGAGUCAUGUUAACAAACACAUUCCAGGCCCCACCUGAGCCCUCUGAAUCAGAAUCCCUGCAAGGAGGAUGAUGAACUUGUAUUUGCACUGACUUUCCCAGCUGUUUCUUACUCUGAUCAACUUGGGGGUAGGACCCAUUGAGCUGCAUCACAUCAUUCCAAAGCCAAAACACAACAGCAGGACAAGAAUAUUUUCAAGGCAGUCUCUAAAGCAGAGGAGAAACUGUUGAGGGAACCUAGAAGUAAAGGAGAUCUGGCUUGCUGGGCUCCAUUUGAACUUUGAGUACAACAGAGACAUGAGCCCUUCGGGACACAUGCCUGAGGUAGUGACAGUCCAACUUUGGAAGAGUGGAAGCCCUAGUUUCAAAUUCAAGCAUGCUUUGAGUAGAAAUUAAGUUUACCUGUUUUUGCACAGCAACAUGGCCAAUCUUUCCUAAGCUGCUCAGCUUACAAGAAAAGGAAUCAUACUGCUAAGAAUUCAAACUUCAGCAGUCAUAGUCCCUGGCCCCACCUCUUCUGCCACAAACGUCAGCAUGGUGGUAUCAGCCGGCCCUUUGUCCAGCGAGUAGGCAGAGAUGAACAUUCUAGAAAUCAACCAGAAAUUGCGCCCCCAGCUGGCAGAGAAGAAACAGCAGUUCAGAAGCCUCCAAGAGAAAUGUUUUGUAACUGAACUGGCCGGCUUCCUGGCCAACGGACAGAAGAAAUACAAAUAUGAAGAGUGCGAAGACCUCAUAAAAUCUAUGCUGAGGAAUGAGCGACGACAGUUCAAGGAGGAGAAGCUUGCGGAGCAGCUCAGGCAAGCUGAGGAGCUCAGGCAAUAUAAAGUCCUGGCUCACUCUCAGGAACGAGAGCUGACCCAGUUAAAGGAGAAGUUAUGGGAAGGGAGAGAUGCCGCCCGCUCAUUGAAUGAGCAUGUCCAGGCCCUCCUCACUCCGGAUGAGCCAGACAAGUCCCAGGGGCGGGACCUCCAAGAACAGCUGGCUGAGGGGUGUAGACUGGCACAGCAAGUUGUCCAAAAGCUCAGCCCAGAAAAUGACGAAGAUGAGGAUGAAGAUGUUCAAGUUGAGGAGGCUGAGAAAGUGCAGAAAUCAUCUCCCCCCAGGGAGAUGCAGAAGGCUGAAGAAAAGGAAGUCCCUGAGGACUCACUGGAGGAAUGUGCCAUCACUUGUUCAAAUAGCCAUGGCCCUUAUGACUCCAACCAGCCACAUAGGAAAACCAAAUUCACAUUUGAGGAAGACAAAGUCGACUCAACUCUCAUUGGCUCAUCCUCUCAUGUUGAAUGGGAGGAUGCUGUACACAUUAUUCCAGAAAAUGAAAGUGAUGAUGAGGAAGAGGAAGAAAAAGGGCCAGUGUCUCCCAGGCUCAGCAGGGAGCUGCUGGAUGAGAAAGGGCCUGAAGUCUUGCAGGACUCACUGGAUAGAUGUUAUUCAACUCCUUCCAGUUGUCUUGAACAGCCUGACUCCUGCCAGGCCUAUGGAAGUUCGUUUUAUGCAUUGGAGGAAAAACAUGUUGGCUUUUCUCUUGACGUGGGAGAAAUUGAAAAGAAGGGGAAGGGGAAGAAAAGAAGGGGAAGAAGAUCCAAACCCACCAUGCCCCAGGCUCAACGGCAUGCUGAUGGAAGUGGAAGAGCCUGAAGUCUUACAGGACUCACUGGAUAGAUGUUAUUCGACUCCGUCAAUGUACUUUGAACUACCUGACUCAUUCCAGCACUACAGAAGUGUGUUUUACUCAUUUGAGGAACAGCACAUCAGCUUCGCCCUUUACGUGGACAAUAGGCUCAACGGCGUGCUGAUGGAAGUGGAAGAGCCUGAAGUCUUACAGGACUCACUGGAUAGAUGUUAUUCAACUCCUUCAGGUUGUCUUGAACUGACUGACUCAUGCCAGCCCUACAGAAGUGCCUUUUACGUAUUGGAGCAACAGCGUGUUGGCUUGGCUGUUGACAUGGAUGGAAUUCAAAAGUACCAAGAAGUGGAAGAAGACCAAGACCCAUCAUGCCCCAGGCUCAGCAGGGAGCUGCUGGAUGAGAAAGGGCCUGAAGUCUUGCAGGACUCACUGGAUAGAUGUUAUUCGACUCCUUCAGGUUAUCUUGAAUUGCCUGACUUAGGCCAGCCCUACAGCAGUGCUGUUUACUCAUUGGAGGAACAGUACCUUGGCUUGGCUCUUGACGUGGACAGAAUUAAAAAGGACCAAGAAGAGGAAGAAGACCAAGGCCCACCAUGCCCCAGGCUCAGCAGGGAGCUGCUGGAUGAGAAAGGGCCUGAAGUCUUGCAGGACUCACUGGAUAGAUGUUAUUCAACUCCUUCCAGUUGUCUUGAACAGCCUGACUCCUGCCAGGCCUAUGGAAGUUCGUUUUAUGCAUUGGAGGAAAAACAUGUUGGCUUUUCUCUUGACGUGGGAGAAAUUGAAAAGGGGAAGGGGAAGAAAAGAAGGGGAAGAAGAUCAAAGAAGAAAAGAAGAAGGGGAAGAAAAGAAGGGGAAGAAGAUCCAAACCCACCAUGCCCCAGGCUCAACGGCGUGCUGAUGGAAGUGGAAGAGCCUGAAGUCUUACAGGACUCACUGGAUAGAUGUUAUUCGACUCCGUCAAUGUACUUUGAACUACCUGACUCAUUCCAGCACUACAGAAGUGUGUUUUACUCAUUUGAGGAAGAGCACAUCAACUUCGCCCUUUACGUGGACAAUAGGUUUUUUACUUUGACGGUGACAAGUCUCCACCUGGUGUUCCAGAUGGAAGUCAUAUUCCCACAAUAAACAGCCCUUACUAAGCUGAGAGAUGUCAUUCCUGCAGGCAGGACCUAUAGGCACGUGAAGAUUUGAAUGAAAGUACAGUUCCAUUUGGAAGCCCAGACAUAGGAUGGGUCAGUGGGCAUGGCUCUAUUCCUAUUCUCAAACCAUGCCAUUGGCAACCUGUGCUCAGUCUGAAGACAAUGGACCCACGUUAGGUGUGACACAUUCACAUAACUGUGCAGCACAUGCCAGGAGUGAUCAGUCAGACAUUUUAAUUUGAACCACAUAUCUCUGGGUAGCUACAAAAUUCCUCAGGGAUUUCAUUUUGCAGGCAUGUCUCUGAGCUUCUAUACCUGCUCAAUGUCAGUGUCAUCUUUGUGUUUAGCUCAUCCAAAAUUGUUACCCUGGUUUCAAUGAACCUAACCUCAUUCUUUGUG